This is a messenger RNA of Ostertagia ostertagi, 234 nucleotides long. Lineage: Eukaryota; Metazoa; Nematoda; Chromadorea; Rhabditida; Trichostrongylidae. The record is from the annotation of a GenBank genome assembly.
AGUAGCUCACGUCUACUUCGAGAGCGAUAUGAAUGGCUCAGGAAGCGGCUUCGAGCUCAAGUAUCGAUCGAUAAAACCCGAUUGCGGUGAUUGGUUGGUGGCGACGAGUGAAUCGCAGUCCUACACAUAUCAGAGCAAACAGAAUAAAGAUAAACACAACGGUCAAACCAAUCAACGAUGCCAAUGGAUUAUUCAGUCAAAGUCGCAAACACCGAUAUGGUUACAGUUCAGGUA